This is a messenger RNA of Physella acuta, 1277 nucleotides long. Its product is annotated as exosome complex component RRP45. Gene Ontology annotation, molecular function: mRNA 3'-UTR AU-rich region binding. Lineage: Eukaryota; Metazoa; Mollusca; Gastropoda; Physidae. The record is from RefSeq and is a predicted model, not a curated record. Gene Ontology annotation, biological process: nuclear polyadenylation-dependent rRNA catabolic process; rRNA catabolic process; exonucleolytic trimming to generate mature 3'-end of 5.8S rRNA from tricistronic rRNA transcript (SSU-rRNA, 5.8S rRNA, LSU-rRNA). Gene Ontology annotation, cellular component: cytoplasmic exosome (RNase complex); nuclear exosome (RNase complex).
UACAUUAUUAUUCUAUUUUCAGCUUCAAGACUUGUAACAAAAUAAAUAUGCGUGAGACUCCUCUUUCACAGUGUGAGAGGGAAUUUAUCUUAAACAAUAUAGCCCUCAAAAGAAGAUUAGACGGUAGGAAUUCUUAUGAUUAUCGUGACAUCAGAAUAUCCUUUGGUGUGAGUUUAGGCUGUUGUCAUGUGGAACUGGGAAAAACUAGAGUUUUAGCCCAAGUCUCCUGUGAAGUGGGCCAGCCUAAACAGACCCGCCCACAUGACGGUGUUUUAUUUGUCAAUGUUGAACUAUCUCCCAUGGCCAGUCCAGCUUUUGAGGCAGGAAGGCCAUCAGAGGAAAGUGUGGAACUCUCCCGGCUAAUGGAACGGUGUUUAAAAGAAUCUCGAUGCAUGGAUUUGGAGUCUCUGUGUAUAGUGUCUGGAGAGAAGGCAUGGCAUGUUAGAGUUGACAUUCAUGUACUCAAUCAUGAGGGCAACAUUUUAGACUGUUCAAGUAUAGCUGCCAUAUCUGCAUUAGCACAUUUUAGGCGACCAGAUGUUAGUGUGCAUGGAGAAGAAAUCACAAUACACUCACUAGAAGAAAGGAAUCCAGUACCUUUGAGUAUCCACCACAUGCCACUUCUAGUUUCAUUUACAUUUUUCUCUCAAGGGAAAUUCAUGCUCCUGGAUCCCUCAGAGAAAGAAGAGAAAGUGAUGGAGGGAAAGAUGGUCAUAGGAAUAAAUAAACACAGAGAAAUUUGUACACUCCAGGUUACUGGGGAUAUGUUACUUCACAAAGAUCAGGUUCUACGAUGUACCAGCAUAGCAGUGACUGAAGUCACUAAAAUAACAGAGCUCAUCCAUAAGGCAUUAGAGAAUGAUAAAGAAGCCAGAUUGAGGGGUGAGAAACAUGGUUUUGCUGAGCUGGUGUCAAGGCAGAAAGUCACUUCUAAUCAACAGCCAGUGAAAGAGAUAGCCUUAAAGGAAAAGAUGGACACAGAUGAUGAAAGCACUUCGGACAGUGACCUCAGUAGCUCAGGGGAGCCAACCAUGGAAACUGAAGACAAAAGUAAUAUCCAUAUUUUGACCAAAGGUGUAGGAAUGAUAGGUGAAGGAGGAGCCAGUAAAUGGUUGCCAGACACCCCUUCAUUGCGAGGGAAGGAAAAAGUUUUAACCAAAUCAAAACAAGAGCCCAUGGAAGAUGAUGGGGAAAGCAGUGAAGAAGAAUCUCAAGUCACGCUACAACCCUUGUUGUGAACAAACUUGAAUUAUGUUAAAUAAACCUUUUCACUACUA